AUGUCACAGACUCAAACAGCUGAAGCGCAAGAAUCAAACGCUUGGGACGCGAAACCGGACCUGUCGGACGAAGAACCGACCAUAGCCCCCCGAGGUGGGCGCAAGCCCCCGAAGCUCCAACGAGCCAUGCAAAAAAGGCAGGCAAGUGACAGCACCCAGUCUAUCGCCGCGGAAGACGAAGCUAUGCCUCCCCCACGCACCGUUGGGAGAAGAAUCGUCCCGGUGCAUCAAUCCCGAAUCCAGGAUCGACCGGCGAAAGUGGGCGAGAAGGACAGCAGUCUGAAGAUCAAGAUUGAACUAGAUCUGGAAGUCGAGGUAGAAAUCUACGCCAGAGUCAAAGGAGACGUUACGAUCGGGUUGAUGUAA
This is a messenger RNA of Capronia coronata CBS 617.96, 366 nucleotides long. RefSeq lists its product as uncharacterized. The record is from RefSeq and is a predicted model, not a curated record. The transcript has 2 exons. Lineage: Eukaryota; Fungi; Ascomycota; Eurotiomycetes; Chaetothyriales; Herpotrichiellaceae. The coding region runs from base 1 to 366 and encodes 121 amino acids.